Molecule: messenger RNA, 342 nt
Organism: Prunus armeniaca (apricot)
Lineage: Eukaryota; Viridiplantae; Streptophyta; Magnoliopsida; Rosales; Rosaceae
Source: the annotation of a GenBank genome assembly
AUGGUGUUAUCAUCUGCUGGCAAGAAAUGGAAGGAUUUCAAGUCUACAUUAAUAAGGCAUCAUAUCCUUCCAUUCAUCACUGAGAAGGAGAACACAGAGGAGAGAGAAUGCGAGUACAAUCAUCGAUUGUCUCGAAAAGGAUAUGUUGGUUUGGAGGAUGAUUUGGAAGAAAGCAUGCCAAAGGUAGAAAUUGAUCGAUCUACCUUGUGGAAGAAAGCUAGAGAAGACAAACACGAUAGCAUCCCCAAUCAAAAGGUUGCAGAGAAAGCAAAAUUAAUUGAUAAUUGCAAAAACAAUUCAGUGAAGGCACUCUUACUGUCUCUGGAAGUAAUGAUGUGUUGA